AGCAAAGUGAGAAGAGUACCCGUUGAAGAGGAAGACACUCAUCACUAUUCAAGCCAUAACUGACCAUGGACGCCCUGUUCGCCACAUUUGUAGUAGCCUUGGUAAUAGGUACGUCAUUUUUUUAUACCGUGUUUGAAACUACCGUAUUUGAAACUACCGUAUUUGAAACUACCGUAUUUGAAACUGCCGUAUUUGAAACUAUCGUAAACCUCGUGUAGAGAGUUUAAAUUGUAAAUGAUCAAAUGAGUAAAACUUGAAGAAUGCAUUUAGUAACUAUUUGAAAUAAUGUUUGAAGAUGUUUUGAAUUGUAAACUUGAGAGGGACAUGACUUGGUGAUUUUAGACGUUGAUGUAGUAAUGACUUAUUAAAACCCAAACAAUUUGACUGCGUGGAGCCGUUCGUCAGAGUAAGAUUUUGCGUAAUUUGUUGAAUUCCAUUAAACUGAUAAGGGAAACAAAUGCAAUCACACAUUUAACAUAGAGGCAAUAUUCAAUGACUUGAAUCUCAGAAUGAUUUUAGAGUGGUCUAGAGCGCAAUGGGCACAGGGGCUAAAUAUAUAUGUAGCUUCGGGGCUCUGGUUUGAAAAGGAUUUUGUUGUUGUUGUUGUUUUUGUUAUUUUUGUUGUUGUAGGGUUUGUUUUUUUGUUUUUUUUUUUAUUUGAAAGGUUUGCUGGUAAAAGUUUUAGAACCACUGGUGUAACUAUUGAAACAUGAUUAAAGUGAGGGAUUGUGUCCGGAUACAUUUUAAAAACGAAAACUCCGACCUUACGACUCCGCCACCACACCAGUCUCAGCUGUGUCCUGUGGUCAGAUGAUCGUUGAACAAAAUGUGAAGGGGGGAAAUGUCAACAUUUUGUUAAAAACGUUUCAGUUUUAUAUUUGUUUUAAAAAAUGGAUUCAACUGGUCGCAAAACGAAGCAAGAAAGAUUCGGCUCUUGACGACACGUAAUUGCUAAUCGCAAUGUUUAUUCUUUUGUAAUUUAAAAAAAAAAUGUCUGACAGUGUGGAACUUCUAGUAGAGAUAUCGUGUCCGGGAUUCUCAAACUUAGUUCCCUCGUGAAGUAUGUCAGAUAAUGAAUUAUGUGUAUACAUGUGUAUACACAAAUUAUAUGAAUCUUGGGAUUGUCCCGGUUUAGCUACGCUGUUUGCGGGCGGUUUGCCUUGUGUCCAGGUUUCAAUUUAAGAAAAUUAUUCCGUUUCUUAAUCUCUUACUCUUAGCUUCUAUUUUUAUGAAGCAAAUGUUGGUUAACAAACACAAUUGGAGCUUUAUUAUCCUAGCCAUCUGAGCGAACAUUUCGGAAUUAUGUCUAUGAGGCAGAGAAACGUCCAGUUUAAAAAACAUUGGAAAUGCUUGUUAACACCCCCACCCCACCCCAGUCAACCCACUCCCCACCCUCAUUUCAGAGAAAGAUAACAGAUACGCUCCUACUUCUGAACCAUUUGAACGAGUGUUUCAUGCACUAGAAAUACAAAUAUGUUUCAAAGGUUGUCUCCCUUAGCGUUAGUUUCAGACAUAUGACGGGGAGUAUGUUGCUGAUUUACGUCAAUGGUACGAUGAUGUAUGUCUAAUUGUUCAUCUCCCCGCCACCACACAUUAGCCCGGGGCUACGCUGAUCCGGUGAAGACUUACUGCCCCACCUUUCCCGACGGAAGCGACUACCACUCGGCAGACACCCUGAGCUGCAACAUCUUCUACAAGUGUUUCUACGGCAGCUGGAUCAAGUUUGACUGCCCAGCUGGUCUCGUGUUCAGGGCCGACACGAGCUACUGCGACUACCCAGAUAACUAUCGGUGCGGUAAGUAGAGCGAGGCUGGCUUCUGUGUUACGUUUCUUUUCCGCCGACAGGGCUCUAAAUGGCGCCAUAGACAACGUAUCUAGGAUUGUAGGGUCCUAAAUGGCGCUAUAGACAACGUAUCUAGGAUCGUAGGGCUCUAAAUGGCGCUAUAGACAACAUAUCUAGGAUUGUAGGGCUCUAAAUAGCGCCAUAGACAACGUAUCUAGGAUUGUAGGGCUCUAAAUGGCGCCAUAGACAACGUAUCUAGGAUUGUAGGGCUCUAAAUGGCGCUAUAGACAACAUAUCUAGGAUUGUAGGGCUCUAAAUGGCGCCAUAGACAACGUAUCUAGGAUUGUAGGGCUCUAAAUGGUGCCAUAGACAACGUAUCUAGGAUUGUAGGGCUCUAAUGGUGCCAUAGACAACGUAGCUAGGAUUGUAGGGCUCUAAAUGGCGCCAUAGACAACGUAGCUAGGAUUGUAGGGCUCUAAAUGGCGCCAUAGACAACGUAGCUAGGAUUGUAGGGCUCUAAAUGGCGCCAUAGACAACAUGGGACGAUUCCAGCGUAGAAUCCGAUUUAAAAGAGAAAAAAAUUUUUCCGGAGACGCCCAUAACAUGGCGAAGUGGAAGUGGCAGUGGAAGUGUAAGUGGAAGUGGCAGUGGAAGUGGCAGUGGAAGUGGCCAUUGUUAUCAUCCUCUGAAUCUACCCUUUCUCCCCCAAAUAAUUGUUUAAACUUAAAUGGGGUUUUGGAGAACCGUUAUUUUCCAGUGAUUAGUGGUUGAUGAGAUACUAAAUAAUGUAUAGAAAAAAAAAAAAGGGGGGGGGGGGAAAGAAGGUUUCGCCCAACUAAAGACUGUCAAGAAUGAGUAGCGUUGAAGUUGAAGUAAAUCAUCCCUGAGAUUUAAUAUGACAGAUAGUCUUUAUUGGAAUCGGCAAAAUUGAAUGAAUUUUUUAUUUGGACAUGUUUUUGAAAGGUAAAAAAAACAUGUCAGCUCUUAACAAAAAUGUCUGACGUCAUAUAUGUGCCAGAUAUUCCAAUUUGAAUAUUGCUUUAUGGAAUUAUCUCUGAUUACUGGGUUUUUGUUUUUUUUAAUAUAUAAAUGAAGCUUUUGAAUGCAUGGUUUGUUUCGUUAAGGUGCAUUAAUAUGUUGAAAUAAAUCCAUAAACAGAAAUAUGUCCGGUUCCAUGUGCUACGACCGGUACGUGCGAUGCUGCCAAUUCAAAAUGUGUUUGUAGUACGGGUUACGGUGGUGCAGAUUGCAGUGUCGGUGAGUUAACAUUAGUUUACUUUUCCCAAAUUUUAAUGAUAGUGUUAACUUUUUUUUUUGGUGGGGGUUGGGGGGGGGGAGUAAUUUUAACAUUAAAAAAAAUUAUCUGGCAUCCUUCUAUCUUUAUUAAAGAGAUUUUUUAAAUUUUUGCUGAAGUGUCUCCUGCGACCCUAACCCUAACCCUAACCUAACCCUAACCCUAACCCUAACCCUAACCUAACCCUAACCCUAACCCUAAACCUGGCAAAUGUUUUUUAUGGAGAUCCGACUCGUCCACGACGCUGGUACACCCAAUGGUCAAUAUGAUGGAGACAAGGUGCAUAAACAUUUGAGGAGUUGCCUGGAAUUUUCAUUGAGUACAAUAUCCUAACCCACCAUGGCUUAUGGGAAUACCAUCUCCAGAUUUUUCUGCGGGGUUAUGUUAACUCAUGUAGCUUUAAGCCAUGGGGUUUAUAGCCGAAAGGCAGCAUUCUUGGCAUCUGCUAUACUAGGGACCAUAUCUCCAAUGAAAAAGUGAAAAAAAGGAUUCGUCAAGCAAUUGGGCAGUGCGAUGACCUCCUGGUGACUGUCAAAAAAAGCAAACUGGAAUGGUAACGUGACAAGGAAACAAGGGCUCGCCAAAGAAAUCAUGCUGGGCAUUACGAGAGGAGGGAGAAGAAGAGGAAGACAGAGAAAAAGAUGGGAUGAUAACAUCAAAGAGUGGUCUGGGCUAAAACUAGGCGAUGCCGUGCGAAGUGCAGAAAACAGAGAGGAAUGGAGAAGGAUAGUUUCCAUGUCAUCUGUGGCGCCCCACAACGGUCCAAGGACCAAGGGACAUGAUGAUGAUGAUGAUAAAGCCAUACAAUUUGAUGUUAAUUAUUUUAGAUUAAACUUCUUGUUUAUGCACAUGAUAAUAUUUCAUUAAAGUGAAUGACACUGUGACCAGUUAUGGGUGGGUUUGGGGGGGAGGCUGUCAACACAAGGACAAUCAGUGGUGUAUAGGGUUAGAUAUGAAAGAAUCACAGAGCCAGAUCAGUACAGCUGUGAGCGUUUUGAAUUCUAAGCAUUGCAUUCAUUACACUACACCAGGGGUCUCCAAACUACGGCCCGCGGAGACCUUUAGCAAACGGAAUAAAAAAUUACUCAAAAGUCCGUGUAUCCUGACAAGAUCAGACGCCGCUUACGUGGACGUUAUGUUUUUACCGAAUUAAAAUAGAGGCGCGCAGUAGUGCGUUAUGUUUUCUAACCGAUCAUUACUUAGCAAAAUCUUAUUCGCUGCUUAGUUUUUUUACUGCCGUUCACAGUCAAUGAAAUGACAUGUAGCGGCGGGACUUUGCCCGCCGUGCUGCAGACAUGGGUGAAAACAUUGUGACUCAAAUAUCGAAAAAUGCAAGCAAGUUUUCACCAUUUUUUAUUUGCAAUUGAUGAAUCGCUGGACAGCUGUUCCACCUCUCAACUGCUUGUGUUCGUUAGGAGUGUUGUUGAAGACAUGAACAUAACACAAGAUCUAUACACCUCUUAAAGGCCUUCAGAUCCAAACUCGUCUUGUUUUUGGAACAAGUACAGGCCAACAACUUGUAGCAGUGGACGGUCUUCAUGGCUGAAGCAACAGCGGAGUUCCCCACGUCAUUUGCAUGCGAGAUCAUCAAAGACCCCCAGCUGCAUUUUCAGCAACGGUUUUCUGACUUGGAUUUAAAGGCAGAAGAAGUGAGACUUUUUCAAAACCCAGUUGAAACAGAUGUGGCCAGUUGUCCAGAGGAUCUGCAGCUGGAGGUCAUUAACUGAAUGAAAUAAUAUUAUAUAAAUAAUUAAAAACAACAUCCAUGUUUUGAUUCUGUUUUUUUUGGACCUCGAGUGCAGUGAUUAUUUCAGAAAAUUUCACCCGGCCGGGCGGGGAGGGGGGGGGUAGAAUUUUAGAUUUGCGGGGGGUGGGAGGGGCAGUGCCAGCAAUGAGUUGAUUCAUUGUUGGAAAUAAUUUGCUUCGGGGCGUGGGGGCACUUGGCUUUCCCUCGGGGAGGGGGGGAGAGGCAUUUCCCUGGGGGGGGGGAGGCUAAGAUAAUGCUGACAGAAACCAUGCUCGAGUGUGCAAUCGGCCCGCGAACUACUGUUUGAUAGUUAAUGCGGCCCUCGGGCUGAAAAGUUUGGAGACCCCUGCACUACACGCAGGAUAAAAAAAAAAAUGAUCGAUUAUUUGUCUUCAGAUAUUGAUGAGUGCUCUGCAAAAACUGCCACCUGUUCUCGAAUUUGUACCAACACUCCAGGCUCCUACAUAUGUAGCUGUGAUCCAGGCUACACCCUAUCAGCUGCUGGUUAUUGCUCUGGUAAGUUAGGUUCCUUUCUCUUUACUGCUCUGACUCUUUCAUAAAACCGGUACCAGCAUUUUUAGUUCUUAUUAGUAAUAAGCUAACAUGGUAUGAACACGGCUAAAUUCUGUAUAAAUUCAACCAAGUGUUGUUUUUUUUAAAAAACAUUUGGCAUUAGAAAAAAAGUUAUUAACAUAUUCUGCAGUGCAACAAUUGGACGCCGACGCCGACGGAACUUCAGUAUUACCCGCUGGUGUGGAAAUUCAUCAUCUGACAUCUAACACCGACUAAUUAAACUAACCAAGAAAGCUAGUAAUACCACACAAACUAAACAUCAUUCACUCGAAAAACCAUUUGAAUUGAAGAAAAAUGCUGUAGUGUAGUGAAACAAAAAAUUGUUAGAUAAUGCAUCCUACCCUCUUGAUCCCAGAUACGUAAGAUCAGCUUGAUCAGGGCGAAUUUUUUCCUUUAAAGUUAGGGGCCGGAAGAUGUAAAAAUUAUUUUGUUCCCAGUGUGUGCUCCUACCAGUGGUUACCAAAUCUAAAUUAACACUAAUUUACUCAUUAUUGUGUAGUGAUGGCUGAUUUUUACGCUAGACAAAUACUUUAGAUGUCUUGUAUUUGAAUUGUUAUAUAAUUAUAAAAUGUUUUGUAUUUUCAAUUGUAUUGGUUAAAAACAUGUAGGCCUAUUUAUUUUUGUGCUGAAGAAAAUGAACAUGUCUUAUCUUAUAUUUAUAUCAAAAAAAUUCUUUUAGAGUUAGAGACCUAAAUAAUUGAAUUUAUUAAUAUGUAAAAUUCACAAAUUUAUUUUGAUUAUUUGCUUAUAAAUUCAGUGUUGAUUUUUAAUUAACCAAUAACACCUAGUAAUGUUUAGUACAAUCAAAUAGUCUGAGUAAGACUUCAAGAACUGUCAUUAUAUUAUGUAGAUUGUUAUUAAAAAAAUUUUUUUUUCUCUAAAAUAAUAAUAUGAAUUGUCAUUGAAAUAGCAUUAAUUUCUUACAAAGGUAACUUAACUGCAAGACUGUUAAGCUAAACUAAUGUGUGGAUCUUUUCCCAAUAAUGGGUUGUAAUAAUUUUAAGGUAUCCAUGCCAUUUAUUUUUAUGAUCAAGUAAACACUAAUUAUUGACUUCAAUAUGUUCUAAAACCCAACAGACAUCAAUGAGUGUGCUCUAAAUACUGAUAACUGCCCUGCCGGUUGCUUCAACACACCAGGUGGCUAUACGUGUGGCUGUCCAGCAGGCUACAACACAGCUGCUGAUGGCCAGUGUGUAGGUGAGGGUCUUAAAUUUAAUUAAACUUACGCUUUAAAGUACAAUUUUAUCUUAAGUAACGUAGAGUAAAUUUUAAAAAAGAGGGUAAUAACUGCUUUCAAAUGUAAGUAAACAACCCCCAAAAUACAAAAUUUUUCAUAUAAAUCCUUUAUAUGUAUUUUUGUUUGUAGGGCCUAUGUUACAUAUAAUAUGUCUAAUGAUACAUGAUUUAUCAUUUAUGUUAUUUUAGAAACUGAGUUUUGGUGUGGGAAUGGUUUUUAUCAAAAUAUGUGCAUGUAAAACCUAAUAAACUAAAAAUUUAUUGAAACCCAAAGAUGUCACAAAUACAAAACACAUAGCAACAGCUGCACUAUUAAUCUCCACACCAAAGCACACACGCAUUUAAAAAUCACAUUUCAUAUUUCAUUCAUCUUCCCUUGGAAAAACAGGAGAAACUGAUCUUGGGGGUUGGGGUGGGGGUGGGGCUGAAAGUUUGAUAGAAUGUGAUGUCAUUGGCAACAAGUCUAUGUGCCAAGUUUCAGCUCGAUAGGAUGAUGGGAAGUGGGUCAGUUAGCCUUCCGAAGUGUUUUGCCUGAAACACAUGAACAAAAGUGAAUUUAAAUAAAUGAUUUAAAUAUAAGCCUCAUAUCAUUUGUGUACAGGCAACUUUAAAAAAACAACAACAUAAAAUGGAUGAAAUAAAUCAAAUAGUUUAAUUAUAACAUUGUGUCAACCAAAUAAAUUUUAAUGCUAAUGAAUUGUUACAUUUAACACCCUUUUAGAUAUUGAUGAGUGCACUACAGGAUCAGAGACAUGUGCGGAUAUCUGCAACAACACUCCAGGAAGUUAUACUUGUGACUGUGGUACUGCUGGGUAUAUACUUUCUGCAGAUGGCAGAAGCUGUGAAGGUAUUUUGUGUUUUUGUUUUAAGUUUACUUAUGUUCCUUGACAGAAUGGGGGGCUCACCGGUUGAAGUAACAGAGUGGGGUGCUCACCAGUUACCUUAACAGAAUGGGGUACUACUGGCUGCCUUAACAGAAUGGGUAGCUCACCGCAAGGCAAAGGAGGAGGUUUUGAGGACAAAGUUCUUUUUCUCUUAGAUGAGCAAUCAUCCAUGUUUGAUGAUCCCAUAAUAUAUGAAAUGUCUGGAGUUGUAUUGAUUUGUUUUCUGAUGGGGCUUUGAAAUCCAGCUCAAUAAUAUUGUGUGUUAUGGUCUAGGGCUGACACACUUGGCCACACAUUCAGCCAAAAUAUAACUUUAUGCACUUUCAAACAUGGUUCAUAAGAAAGGGAAAUACUAUUUUUAAAAGCUUUGGGGAGUGAGGUUAAAAAAAGAUGGUAUGGAGACCACAUAUGCAAACAGCAAAAUCUAAUGCAAAUUUUAUUUUGACUGUCAUUUAGUUAUUGCAAAUUUUAUUUUGACUGUCAUUUAGUUAUUGCAAAUUUUUUUUUUUUUUUUAUAUUAGAUAGGUAUUUAAAAUUUGUUUUGAAUACUUAACAAUUAAUUUUUAAAACUACAUAGCUGUUUCAAAUUUAGUUUUUGAUUACUUUAAAGCUAAGCUAUCCAUAAACACUAUUUAACUUAUAAGAAUUCUGUGAUUAAUUUCAGCAAUACCUGGCCCCAAAAUUACUUGUUCCCCAUCCUGUCAGAAUGGAGGGACCUGUGUGCUUAACCCGGCCACAAACACCAAUAUUUGCCAAUGCGAGUUUGGCUUCAUUGGCACAGCUUGUGAAAUCUGUAAGUGUUUUUUUGUUAUUCUUUUGUCUAUAUCUUAUUUCUUUAUCAUCAAGUAGAUUUAUUACCUACUUAAAAUAUUUAAAUGAUAUCCUCAUCACAAAUAAUAGUUCUCUAUGUGUGUAUGCAUGGUUGUAUCACUGUGUUCAAUAGGCGGGCUAGAUAAAAUUCCCAGAGUUCAGCAUUUUAAUUGAGAUUCUAAUAAAGUGUGUUACUUGAAUGCAUAUGUUGUCAAGGUACGGAACUCCAUGCACAGGCACCACCAUUUUUUGGUUGGUUAUUUUAUAGUAUUUAAAUAAUAUCCUCAGAAACAAGAAGCUCUGUGACUGGGCAGAGCUGUUUUAUUUAACAAAUUUUACAACUGAGCAGAACUAUUUUACUAAGAAAGCUGUUUUAUAUAAGAAGUUUGGUGAUUGAGCAGAGCUGCUUUUUUAAGAUGUUUUGCAAAUGAUCUGGCUGUUUUACUAAGAAGUUUUUAGAAUGAGAAAGGCUGUUUUACAAAGAAUUGCAUGGACUUAUCCUAUCAAUAAUAAGUUGAGAUUUCAUAUCUUUUACCCUCAGUUAACUUGUGUGCUCCAAUCAACUGCCAGAAUGGAGGUGUGUGCUCCAUUGUUGAUGGCCAAGGAAUGUGUACUUGUCCGCUGGGUACAAGUGGUCCACAGUGUGCGACAGGUACGGACACAACUGAGAUUUCAUUAACCAUUGCAAGUAAACAGAAAUAAUAACCCAGUCCCUUUAAAGACAUUACCAUUCAAGAUCUCCAGAUCUCAUUAAACCAGAGGGAAUAUUCCCUUCUACUCCUGGAGAAUGCCCGUUAGCCAUUAUUUGUUCUCUAGGCUAACAGACACAAGUGCAGUACUUGGGUGUUUAAUAGCUGGAAUGAACUUACGGAUAUUUUUUUUAGACUUACAAAAGCACUAAAUUGAAACACCAUUUUUUUAAUGGUUUCUCCCUUUAAUUAAGCAGAGUGGGCAGCAAAAAUUAUGGACCGAGUACUAAUCAAUUUGAUGGGCUUUAACUUCAAAUUGUUACAUAUGGAGUUUUCAUUCUUUGGUUGGAAACCUUAUUCUUUUCAUUGACCUUGAAUGAAGAGUUCCAUGUCUUCGAAGCAUAAUGUUUUCAGAGCCUUAACUGGCUCAUUUCUGAAGUGUUUUUUUGUUCGUUGUUUUUUUAAGUCUCUAAAGAACAAUGUUUUCAACUACAUUUAAAGGAGGAACAAAAUAUAAAAAUCCCUAUUCAGAUUUACUUCAUCAUCCAUGGUUUUUUUUUUGGUUUUUUUACAAACCAUUUUUAUUUUGGUGUUUAGUUUAUAUUAUGAAGUUUUUUCCUUGGAUGGUACAAUCUUUCACAGUUGAUCCGAACUUCAACCCGUGUCAGACAUCUGGUAUCACCUGCCUUAACGGUGGCCAGUGUGUAGCCAGGAAUGGUGUGGCCACAUGCCUCUGUGCAUCUCCAUACAUAGGAUCCUAUUGUGAACAGACAGGUGAACAAAUUUGUCAAACUCUUUAAUACUCUUUGUCAAUGCCGAGCUGCAAAAAACAAAAUAACAAAACAAACAAACAAAUUAUGCACAGAACUACUAAAUGUAGAGUCAGAGAAUAACAUUAACAUUAUAUCACCAAAUGUUAAGCAGAAAUAAAUUAUUUUUGCAUUUUUGCUGUUAAAAACCUUGAUGCAGGGUACCAAAUAAAAGUGAGGCUUCUCGCUAUAAGUAAAUUUGAUUGGCUAGAUAACAAAUACCAUUUAGAAUAAACAAAAAGGUAAACAUUUUGUGUCGUGUUAAUUAUAUUGGUGCGUUUGGAGGCAUAACUUGUGUGUUUCACUACCUUACUAAAAUAAAAGCGUUUUCAUUGGAAAAAUUGGAAUGGUUUAAUGAUGCACUAUUGGUGAAAUGUUUCGUGUUUCAAUGAGGUUUAUUAAAUUCUGAGAUGUUAAUAUUUACUUAAGUUUGUUAAAUAUAUAUAGUAAAUAUGCUGCUAAGAGUAAUGUUGUAAUUUUCCUCUCCAUUCAGGCACUGUGAUUCCUCCUGACACAUGCAAUCCCAGCAUCCUCUGUCAAAAUGGUGGCAAGUGUGUUCAGGUCAACAAUGCUCCAACAUGUUUCUGCCCUCAAGGAUAUGGUGGUCUGUACUGUGAAAUAGGUGAGUCCAUUGGUGGUCUUUGCUGUGAGAAAGAAUCUUUAACUUUGGUUAAGUUUAUUUGCAGUGUCUGUUCGGUAUCAGAGAAUUUUUUAAUAUAAACUUUUACCAAGCAUAAUAUAAUCCAUUUGAUCUAUGAAUAAUUAAUUAUUAUAUAACCUAACAAGUGCAAUGAAGAGAAAAAAGAAUUUGAUGUAGAAAGUAGGCUAUUGAUUUAAAAAUGAAAUAUGGAUUUAUGAAUUCAAAUGAUUUUGUCAUAAUGUGAUAAACAAAAGGAAAUAAUCUACUUAUAUAAGAUAUCUCAUCUGUUGUUUAUUAUAUUAUAUCUGUCUGUAUCCUUUUUUAGAACAGGGGAUUGUGUAAGAAAAUAUGCUAUUUUAGUCAAAUAAUCUCAUGAGGUAACAUUUUCUUAUUUGUUUUCAAUGAUACUUAAAUUUUCCCGAUUAGCCUUGAACCCAUGUUGUUACAUCUCCUGUCAAAAUGGUGGACAGUGUGCUUAUUCUUCUGGCUAUCUUACAUGCUUGUGUCCCAAUGGUUACACUGGACCUAGGUGUGAGCAAGGUAAAAACAGAUUUUCUUAUUAACCUUUCUUGGCAAAUCAUCAUGACAUUUUUAUGAGUAAUAAAUUCCAGGAUAUUUUUUGAACCCUUUUCAUACAGGCUGGAAAAAGUCCACACUAUUAUGCUUUAAAGUAACAAGAACAUUUCUUAUCUUAGUUUUGCUUACCCUAGGUUGAAGAUUUUUUUUUUUUAGCAUUAUCAAUUGAUAUUGAUCUAAUCAAUGAGCAAUAAAUACUACCAAGGAAAAAAUAUUAAUUAAUUUAAAAUGGAAUUAGGAGUGCCCUUGUCAACUAUAGUUUCAUCAAUUAAAUAUUUAAAUUUUACUGGGAAUCAUAAUAUUAGUUUGUGUAGGUAACCGAGGUAGUGGAAAAAUACCUUCAAUGGUUUACGUUGUCUUAUGUACCCUGUUUACUCAAAUUGUUUACCUGAUGUAUUGCAGUAACUGCAUGCCUGGGUUACACAUGCCAGAAUGGUGGUCAAUGUGUGCUCAAUGGAGGUUUGCCAACAUGUAACUGCCCAGAUGGAUAUACAGGAGCCAAAUGUGAAACUCGUAGGUUUAUAAAAUUAUUUGAGGCUAAAAACUCUAUUUCAUUCCUUGUGUUGGAGAUGAAAAAUUUUUUUUUUUUUUUUUUUGGCGCCACAUUAUUUCUUGCCUUACGAAGUUGAUUUGCCUCAUUUAAAAAAAAAAAAUAGGUGUGAUUCACAAUCAUUUCACAAUGUUAAAAACAUUUAAAAUUACAUUAAAUGAUAUUUUUAAAACCACCUUUCAUGUGUGGAGAAUUGAGACAAAAGUUUCUUUGUAAAAUUGAGUCAUACAUUUUUUUUUGCCAAUGCUAUAAUGUAAAGCCAUAUUAUUUCAAGUUUUGCUAAAAACAAUUUUAAGAUAAUUGAAAAAUGACUUUACAACGAUAAGGAUUUAUGAGGUAAGUAAAAUACAAUUUGUUUUUGAUAAGGAGCAUCAUCUUAAUGGCAUUGUGAAGGCUGUCUUUUUUUUAAAUUUUUAUUAUAACUUUGUAACGGGCUUUAAGCCUUUGGGGAUGAAGCGUGUUUUUGAAAUAAACUUUAUUAUUAUUAUUAUUAGAUGCUUAUUAUAUUGAUUUUUGUUUUAAUCUAUUAAAUUUAUUUAUGACUCAAUAAUUUUUAUCUACAUAUUAUUUUCAAGAGAAAACAAAAUUAAAAUCUAUAUCCUAUUUUAAACUACAUUUAACCUAUUCUAUGCUUAGCUGACCCAUGUGGCAAUGUGGUGUGUUUAAAUAAUGGCGUUUGCAAGGUGGGAACUCAAGGGGACCUCACUUGUGAGUGUCCUACCGGCUAUACUGGAUAUUUCUGUGAGCUCGGUAAGUUACCGGCACCACCCAUUAAGUAAACAUUUUAUUAUUUCCAUUUGCUUUCUUGAAAAACACUAAUAAUUUUUACCUGCCAGUUUUCACUUUUAAGGAGGUGGUAGAUCUAAAAGAACCAUUAUUUUAGAGUUAUAACAGUAAUCAAAAUAAAUCAAGAAUGUAUUCUCUAGUUAAAUAUUGUCACUCAGUUUAGGAUUUGUUUGUCCUAAUAAAAAAUAAUCAUACAUAAAUAAACAAACAUCUUAAACCAAUGUUGGUCAGAAUGAAGCAUAAUUUUUAUUUAUGAGAGAAUGAGAUGAUCAAUGUUAGAAAUAAUUUCAUCCUGACAGAGGUGGACUGCAGCAAGCUGACUUGUUUGAAUGGAGGGCAGUGUGGCAUCAUUGACAACCAGGCUGUAUGUGACUGUCCUACUGGCACAUCCGGAGAAUUCUGUGAGAAAAGUAGGUAGUUGCCUCUAACAGCUUGUCAACAAAUUUGGACAUCAAUUUCAAUACACAUAUUCUAAUAAUUUUUAUAAAUUGUUUCAUUACUAUGUCCAUGACAUUUGAAGAUUAGAAAAAUGACCAGACUUUCAAGCAAAUACAAAACAAAAGCUUUUUUCCCCACCCACCAUAGUGCAAAAUUGCAUCAGCAUAGCAUAUAAAUUUAUAAAUCAUUAAAAAAAAAGGUAUUUCAACUGUUUGUAAAUUUGACAAUUUACAAUUUCAAGUGAUCUGAUGUUUAAAUAUAAACACACGAAAUUCAUAAAUUUGACAUAGCUGAAAUAGGGAGCAGGUAGCUGUAUUAUUUUCAUUAUAUGAUGCAGCCAUAUGCUAUGCUACUUGAUGUAGGCCUACCAGACAAAAGCUAGUUUCUUUAAAUCCAUUGCAAAGCGGCAAUAAUUAAAAUAUAUAACGACUAUAAUUAAAUCCAGCUGAAACUGGAUAGGUUUCCUAGUAAGAUUAAAUAUCAGGUAAAUGUUGUUGAAAGACAAUAAUCUUAAACAAUAAUCUUUAGGCCACAUGCUAAAAUAAAUAAGGCAAAAUUUAAAAAAAACUUUUCACCUAUUUGAAUGGUUUAUACAUUUAAGAAAGAAAUGUAUGCUUAGAGCUAAUUCAUAAAGUCUUAUUAUUUACAUAGUUAUUGCACUGACACUGUUACACUGAGAUUGUCAACUUCUUUAGUAAUGUACCGGUACUGUAUAUUUUUCAGUAUCAAAAACUUUGUUAGGCCUUAUUUCAUCAAAAAAAUAUGUAAAUCUUAAAGGUUAAACUUAUGAAAAUUUUAAACUGGGUAUUGAAAUUUGUGGAUUAUUUGGUUGUCAGGAGCUGCUUGUGGUGCCAAAGAUUCUCCGUGUCUGAAUGGUGGACAGUGCACAGAUUCUGAACAAGGAUUUGUCUGCACCUGCACCUUUGGCUGGACAGGAGCAAAUUGUCAACAGAAGCGUGAGUCUGAGCAUUGUAGCCAGCUUAGCUGAUAAAUUAAUUUCAAUUGAUUGAUUAAAGUUCAAUAUUUUUAAAAAACAUCUUUUAUCCUGAACUUUAAAUAUGUAUACUUUGAAUAAUAUUUUAAGAAAAAUUUAUGUCUCCAUAAUUCUGCCCAAAAUAACUUCAAAGAAGAGUAAUUAUUUCUCUAACUAAGAAUUGUAUUUUAUUGAAAAUCAACUUUAUUUUUAUAGUUAAUAUACCAUGCAUAAACUACAAUGGACUUGUCAGAUUAUUUUUUUUUUUUUGACUCGGAGAUAUUUAAUAUUUUUAAGCAAUGAUUUUCUGUUUUAUUUCAAAAAGUGCUUUUUUUUUUUUUCAUUGCCAGGAACAUGUGCCACUAGCCUCAUUCAGUGUGAAAAUGGCGGCCAAUGUACUGACACUGCAGAUGGAGCUAAGUGCAGCUGUCCUUCGAGUUAUACAGGCUCUUACUGUGAAACUGUUUUGGGUAAGAAUAGUAAACAAUUUCAUUUGAUCUAAACUUAGAGCAGUAGUUUUCAACCCUUUGGGGACAAUAUGUCCAGGGCCUCUUGAGAACUUCAGAAAUAUUUUUUGAAAAUGUUUAAUGUGCAUUUUUAUCUUUUUUGUGCCUCUUGUCAUUUUUAAAUUUAAAUAAUAUUAUUUAUAGUGAUCAGGCUUGUUUCUUAUUAUCACUACAGCACUGUGACUAGAGUACAACUACAUCUAGGAUUCAUUCAGUAGAUGUCUGCAGUUAACAUUUUCUAUUAAAUUGAGACUUUCAUAUAAGUUACUUAAAUUAAUUAUAGAAUUUUGAUUAGUCACAAUACAUUUGACAAUAUACAGUCAGUUCAUAAUUCCCCCCCCCCCACUAAACAAAAAAACACUUCACCUCUUUUUACACCUGUUCCUCUUUUUCAAGUAAUAUUACUGUUGUUGGAUUAACAUUUUCUAUUAAAUUGAGACUUUCAUAUAAGUUACUUAAAUUAAUUAUAGAAUUUUGAUUAGUCACAAUACAUUUGACAAUAUACAGUCAGUUCAUAAUUCCCCCCCCCCCCACUCAACAACAAAACACUUCACCUCUUUUGACACCUGUUUCUCUAUUUCAAGGAAUAAUACUGGUGGUGGGUCACUACAAUAUAGCAACUGUUCUCCAGGAGUUCAUGUACUAAAAAGGUUGAGAGCCUCUGAUUUUGAGAUUUGCAAUAAUCAGUAGGUUUUAUCGGUUUAAAAAAAAAAUUAUUUAUAGAGAUUUUUUUUUGUUGCUGCAAUAGAAAACUAAUUUUUUUCCAUCUUUUUUUCUGUUUAGAUGGGUGUGGUGGCUGUCAAAAUGGUGGUGUUUGCAAAGUGUCAGAGAUUUUCCCAAUAAACAGUACAGAAAAGUCAUGCGCUUGCCCAGCAGGCUUCACGGGAGCACUGUGUGAAACAGCUGCAGGUUUGAUUUCAUGUUAUGUCUGUACUGUAAAGAGCAAUGUCUAUUUGAGUGGAGAUCUUUGUACUACUGGGAUUCUUUAUUUAAAUAAAAUAACACCCCAAAAGCUAAUAAUAAGAAUCAAAUAUCUUGAGAUUGAUCAUAAGAAAGAUAAAGUGCAGCUAUGAAAAUAUUUAAAAUAAUAACAUAUAGCCUGCACACUGCUAACUUACAAAGUAAAAAAACAAAAAAGAUAUGGUAAUAUUUUUUAAAAAUUUGUAUGCAUUUUUUUGCUUCAAAUGAUUCAGCAGUGACGCUAAUAAAAAUAAGUUUUAAAAAUGAAUUAUGCUUUUAUCUUUAAAAAUGAAUCUUUAUCUAACUUUGCUGAAGAUUGCACAAUUCCUUGUUCACCACUGCUUGGAAAGGGAGGUGAUCGCUACCAGGUGCUUGUUUUCCCUGAUCUGACAUCCCCUAAUCAUGUGUAUGUGUGCAGAGAAGGACUGCUUCAGAGAGUCAAUUCUUGCCCUGAUACCAGGUAUUUUCGUCGAAUUUAUUGACUUCCUGUAACUAAUAAAAAGAUGCUGGAUUUUUAUUUUAUGUGAGAUACAUGACAUUUUUUUAUUCGGCAUCAAAACUGGAACUUAACUCAGUAUUUUUUUUUUAUUUGGAGAUACUCAGAUCAAUCUGGUGCAUUUUCUCAUGGUGAUUGUUAAUACUUUUGUUUUUCUUAGGGACUUGUACCCAUUCUAAUUCUUUUCUUUCUUGUUUAGGUAGGAUAUCAAUAUAUAUAUAUAUAUAUAUAUUCAUAAAUAUAUAUUAUGUAAAGUUAAUUUAUAUGAAUGCUUUUUUGUUGUACUUAAUAAGGCAUUUGCUGAAACAUUUGUAUUCUGUGUAACCAUUAUUAAAGCUUAACCUGUAUUGUUUUAUUUACACAAAUCAUUUGUGUCUCAUUAAUCUACUUCAAAGCUUUAUCGCAGUCUAACAAUCUUACAAUAUUUUAAGUUGAUACAGUCAAUAUUUCUGUCUUCUUCUCUCUUCUUUAUUUUAAGUGCCCACGAUCAAUGUAUCAAUCAUUCUAGCUGCUAUAUUUCUAUGGCUUUAGUGACUAAUAUUAUGAGAACAAAGUUUUUUUUUUAUUUGUUGAAUGAAGCUGCAAAAUAAAAUGGAGAAUAUUAUUAACAUAGUUACAAAUCCAUCCCAGAAGAUAUCAUAUUCGCAACUCAUCUUCAGGUACAAUAUCUACACAACUGGCUGUCUGACCAAUGACCAGAUGAUACAAGCCACCCUUACAUGCCAAAAUAACUACUACCCUCAGUAAGCCAGGGCUGGAAGAGCAAGGAAUCAUCUUCAAUCCAAAGAGUUUGAAAAUGCAUACAGACUAUAGAUCACACUUUUUUUUGCAAUAAUAAACAUCAACCAGCAUUUUCUCAUACUGAUAAUAACAAAUAAAAAUUAAUUUUUUUUAAAAGAAUUUUAUUCAUGUUUUGAAAAUUUUAUAUUUACUUUGAUAUAGCAAAAAUAAUUUUUAACGGUGACAGAAGCUUAUGUAUAGAAUGCUGAUUUAAAAGAAGAAAAAUAAUUGAAAUUAAAUUGUAUUUCUAAUGUUUCUUGUCCUAAUAAAAUAAAGAAAAUUUAGGAUACAAAAAAAUCUGUUAUUUAAUGCAUUUUGGCGCAAAUAAUAAGUUUUCUUAAAAUUUGACAAUAUUGUUUUAUAUAAAGCUAUAGUCUAUUUUUGUUCAAUACAAAUUUACAAAACAGCAUUAUUAUUAUUAACUCUCUUUGUUUAAUGAAAAAAUUUGAAGAUUUUCAUGUAGUAGAGCAGGGGUGGACAACCUUAUGGUAAUAUUGUGCCAAAGUAAGAUGUCUGCCUAAAUCAGCUUGCCAUAAAACUGUUAACUCCCUCAUAAGUCUCAUUUUAGUCAUUUAUUUGGUCUGUCGCCUGCCACUGAAAAUUGUUUGUAGCCAAGGCAUAUUUGCCGACCCCUGAAGCAGCAAAAUGAUCUGUAACAUGUUCAAUUUAGUCAUUUUUCUUAAUCUGUAGUGCAUCAUUUGAUUUAUAUUGUCAUCUGGGAAACAAAAUAUGUAACUCAAAGAAUUUAUUACUUCUCAUAAUUGAAAAUAUUAAUUUUUUUUAAAAAGUUUUCAC
This is a messenger RNA of Lymnaea stagnalis (great pond snail), 17325 nucleotides long. NCBI's taxonomy places the organism in Eukaryota, Metazoa, Mollusca, Gastropoda, Lymnaeidae. The record is from the annotation of a GenBank genome assembly.